CAAAAGACCCAACUUAUGACGAUUGCAAUUAUAUCACUACCUUGGGGACAAUAUGGUCAACCUCAAUUUCCCAAGGUUUUGUAAUGACUUACUGAAAAAAAAAAAAAACACAGUAAGGUUUUUCUUCGGUUUCUCGUGUAUCCAUGGCGAUUCUUGGCAAUGAGAAUAACCACUAAGACCGUCUAAGACAAACAUAAAAACCUAACAGACACAAUUGUUGUCGCAACGAAAUGUUGAAGCUUCUCUACUUCUCUUCGUGCCUUCAGAACCGACUCCACACCCUACUUCCCACAAGUAUCCCAACACCCUCACACCACUCGACGGCGCCGUUUCUUCCUGCUUUGACCUCUCUCACUGGUUUCGCUCUUCAUCCUCGUGCAUUUUUUUGCUCGGACGCGAAUGAUUGUCCGGAGCCAGGGGCCGAGGCAAAGCCUUCCCCCGCAAUUUUAUCUAAGAACCCCAGACCCGAUGGUUAUGUAACGGAACUGGGAUUGGAGACGAAUGAUAAAAUUGCACUAUCUGCAAAUUUUAAGGAAAGGCUUGAACCAAACAAGGAAAAUUUCCCACCUCAUGUUUUGCGAGUUACGGAGGAAGAUCCUAUAAAACCACAGUUGUUAGAGGCAUCUUCAAGUGAAUUCAGCAUUUCAUUAGUUUCAGAGCUCAUAGCAAAUCAACACUGGUCUAAGCUCAAAACCCAUCUCGAAGACAUGAAUCCGAUCAAGUUUCUUCAUCAUUUGUUUGAAUCAAAUGUUGAUCCAGAGCUCAUUAUGAGGUACUUCAAUUGGUCCCAGAAAGAGCUUAAUGUUUCAUAUCCACUUGAAUUGACUUGUAGACUCUUACAUUCACUAGCACGUGCCCAAAAAUACUCAAGGAUUAGAGCUUUCUUAGAUAGGUUUGUAAAGAAGAAUAAGGAACACUCAAACUUCACAAUAUUUCACUCGUUAUCACUGUAUGACAAUUAUUUUCAUCACAUGAAUACAAUCAUUGUUGAUAUUUUGGUAUGGGCAUAUUCUGUAAAUUUGAAGACCCAAUUGGCUAUUGAGGCUUUUCAAAGAGCUGGUGAUUAUGGGUACAAGUUAUCUUUCUUUACAUGUAAUCCCUUGUUGUCUGCUUUGGUUAAAGAGAAUAAAAUUGGGUAUGUGGAGUACCUGUACAAGGAGAUGAUUAAGAGAAAGAUUAAGGUUAAUUUGUAUACUUUUAACAUUGUGAUCAAAGGGUUGUCUAAAGUUGGGAAAUUGAACAAGGCUAGAGAUCUCAUCAAUGAUAUGAAGGCCUUUGGAAUUUUGCCAAAUGUGAUUACAUAUAAUACAGUAAUGCAUGGAUAUUGCAAGAUGGGAAAGUCAGGAAUGAUGUAUAAAGCUGAUGCUGUUUUGAAGGAAAUGAUUGCUAAUAAAAUUAGCCCUUGCCCAAUUACCUACAAUAUAUUGAUUGAUGGAUUCUGUAAAGAUGAGAAUGUAUUGGCUGCAUUGAAAGUGUUUGAAGAAAUGAAAAGGCAGGGUCUGAAACCUGAUGAUAUUACCUACAAUACACUGAUCAACGGACUAUGUACAGAAGGGAAGCUUGAAGAGGCUUGUGCUUUGAGGGAUGAAAUGGUUGGCCUCAGCUUGAAGCCAAAUGUCAUUACCUACAAUGCAUUUAUCAAUGGAUUUUGCAAGAAGAAAAUGGUGAAGGAAGCUGUUGAGUUAUUUGACGAUAUCAUAAGUCAGGGUUUAUCGCCCGAUGUUAUAACUUUCAACACUUUGAUUGAUACAUACUGUAGAAAUGGGAUGAUGGACAAAGCAUUUCUCUUACUCAGUACAAUGUUGGAAAAAGGAAUAUUCCCUAAUGUUUCAACUUAUAACUCCUUAAUUGCUUGUUUUUGUAGACAAGGGAACAUGGAAAAAGCAAGACAGCUUUUAGAUGAUAUGCAGAAGAAGGAUCUAAAAGCUGAUUUUAUAACAUAUAGCAUACUAAUGGAUGGGCUUUGUAAGAAAGGGGAGACAGGAAAGGCUAGAAGAAUGAUGAAUGACAUGUUGAAGUCAGGUUUGAAUUUAACUCAUUUGAUGUACAAUAUACUGAUAGAGGGCUACUGCAGAGAAGGUAACAUGGGGGCUGCACUGAAUGUGAGAUUGCAGAUGGAAAAAGACGGUAAGCGGGCAAACAUAGUUACUUAUAAUUUGUUGAUUAAGGGAUAUUGUGAGAAGGGCAUGCUUGAAGAUGCAAAUAGGUUACUUAAUGAGAUGUUGGAGAAAGGUUUAGUCCCGAACCGAAUUACUUAUGAUGUUGUAAGAGAGGAAAUGUUGGAAAAGGGUUUCUGUCCUGAUAUAGCAGGACAUCUCAGCUAUGUCUCCUCUGGCAGCUGAAGAUUGGAAAAUGGUAGCUUAGUUUCUUCCCCUAAAGUGACCAUCUUUGUUUGAUAAUCUCUCAGAAAAUGAAAGAGAUGCACAAGAUUAGCUUAUUUCAUAAUUCCAUGUGAUGAAAUGGGUAAAAUUCAAGUAGGAAGGUUAGUCAACAAUGACAACCAUAUUGGGAAGAUAACAGAAGUGGAUGAGCUUCACCCAUUAAGCGACGAGGAAGAAGCGUAGAUUGUAUAUAAUUUUGCACAAGGUUCGUUUAUUAGGCCGCAUAAGAAUAGUAAUGUAUUAAAUAAUAAAUAACACUGUGUUUGAAUAAAACAAUGUAUUGUAUUAACUAGUACGACCAAAAUUUUUAAUACAACGUAAGUUGUAUUAUUUAA
Molecule: messenger RNA, 2716 nt
Organism: Cannabis sativa
Lineage: Eukaryota; Viridiplantae; Streptophyta; Magnoliopsida; Rosales; Cannabaceae
Product: pentatricopeptide repeat-containing protein At1g09820
Exons: 3
Coding region: 231-2342 (703 amino acids)
Molecular function (GO): protein binding
Source: RefSeq, a predicted model, not a curated record